Messenger RNA from Anopheles aquasalis, 2110 nucleotides. Its product is annotated as peritrophin-1. The record is from RefSeq and is a predicted model, not a curated record. Gene Ontology annotation, molecular function: chitin binding. Gene Ontology annotation, cellular component: extracellular region. NCBI's taxonomy places the organism in Eukaryota, Metazoa, Arthropoda, Insecta, Diptera, Culicidae.
GAUUCUCUAUCAGUUCCACUCCGUUCCGUUCCACGAGCUUGCAGGCAUCGCAAUCACAAGUAGAGCGAAAAGAUGGUUCUCGUUCUUGGUUUUAGCUUGCUGACCACACUGUUGGCCAGUUCGGCGGACAUCGUUCCAGCCGGGUGUCCAGCGGUACACGAUGGUCUCACGCACCAUCUGGCCCAUCCAAAACGCUGUGGACAGUACAUUGUCUGCGCUGGUAAGAGAAAGAUUGAGCAAAGCUGUCCAAACGGAUUCCAAUGGAAUGCGCUCGAGUCUACCUGCACGCUAGUUCCGGCCACCAAAGAUGCCAAGUGUUCCUCUCGCGAUGGUCGCAGUCUGGCCGACGGUGUGGUUAGCGCUAAAUGUCCAGCCAAGCUAGACCGUUGCCCGUUGGAAACGAACCCGACGGAAGAGGUGAUCCUGCUACCGCAUCCGGACGAUUGUCGUAAGUUCUACGCUUGUGUCUCCACCGUACCAAUCGAGCUUAACUGUCCGAAGGGUCUCUACUGGCACCACGGUUCCUGUCGGUGUGAUUACGAGCGACCGACUGGUGAUGGAAAGUGUGGAGUGGACGGCGGUGAGCAGAACGCUGGACAUCGACGUCGUGCGAGGGACACGGAGGAGGACGAUGGGACGACGACAACCGAGACACCGGUACUGGAAUCGGGAGCACAUGCACUAAAGGCUCUGUCCUCCAUCUUGCUGCUGAUUGGGACGCUAGCUUUGAAUCACUAAGCUUCCACUCGCCACCAAUCAGUUGUUCCAAUCCCUUGCUCCCCGUGUGUCGCAUGUUAAUCGUUGCGAAGGAAUUGAAACAUUGUCCCUAUGCGGGGACAGAUAGCACCGCACCGCGACUUCCACCUUCGAUUUCAGCAAGCAACGAGGAGGCAACAAACACGUCCAACCAGCGUCAACAAUGUGCUAUUCCGUAAUUCUGUAUCCAAAAUGUGCCGACGGUGCUCUAUCCUCGUUCAACUGGUAGUGGCACGUAAACUGACCAGCGGCCUUAUGUCACUGCUCGCAGACAACAACUGUUGCCGUGGUGCCGGUUUCUUCAGCUAUCCGGAAGCAACUGGCCGAGUCGCGUGCACCGUGAUGCCGUGGUGGUCACUUCAACAGACAAAAAACAGAAACCUUUCCGGCCGCUCGAGAGUAAACAAUGUUUUCGAAAACAACAACGCGGCACGAGACAAACAAAAAGCAAUCGGUGGCCAGCUGGUUAGCGAUUGUUGGUUUUACAUCUUUAUCUUUGGUGAGAACCUUAAGGCCGGAAUACACGAAGCGUAAACUCUCGUAUAAACUCCGAAUGUAAUGCCAAAAAGUUUAAGGCCGGAAUACACGAAGCGUAAACUCAAGCGUAAAUAUAAAAUUAAUUUACACUUGAACAUGUUUACAUGACCGGGUUGAGACGUGUAAUCCGAAUUACACUGACCUUUAAUCGACUUUUGUGAGAAAAAUAGGAUCUUUUUUCCGAAGAAAAAGAUUAAAAACGCUAGUAAUGAUCACUCACUAUUAAUGCAAACCACGAACAGGAAAUGUAGUGGGGCAAAUCGCUUGCAAACAGCGUUUACGCUAGGAUUUAUGCUCCGUGGACCUAUAAUCUCUUUUACAUCGUGUAAACGGCAAAUGUAAACUUUUUGGCAUUACAUUCUGAGUUUAUACGACAGUUUACGCUUCAUGUAUCGCCGGCUUUACAUUUGCCGUUUACACGAUGUAAAAGAGAUUAUAGGUCCACGGAGCAUAAAUCCUAGCGUAAACGCUGUUUGCAAGCGAUUUGCCCCACUAAAUUUCCUGUUCGUGGUUUGCAUUAAUAGUGAGUGUUCAUUACUAGCGUUUUUAAUCUUUUUCUUUGGAAAAAAGAUUCUAUUUUUCUCACAAAAUUCGAUUAAAGUUCAGUGUAAUUCGGAUUACGCGUCUCAACCCGGUCAUGUAAACAUGUUCAAGUGUAAAUUAAUUUUAUAUUUACGCUUGAGUUUACGCUUCAUGUAUCGCCGGCUUUAUGCGUCGAGCCUUCGUUUGCCUUUUAAUUGUUUGAUAACGAGGGUCAAUGAGAUGUUUUCUGAUAUGUUUCUUGUUAUUAAAAUUCAACAAUAAAUGCAGAACUGAA